Molecule: messenger RNA, 683 nt
Organism: Fusarium vanettenii 77-13-4
Lineage: Eukaryota; Fungi; Ascomycota; Sordariomycetes; Hypocreales; Nectriaceae
Product: 40S ribosomal protein S19
Exons: 3
Coding region: 77-532 (151 amino acids)
Biological process (GO): ribosomal small subunit assembly; translation
Cellular component (GO): ribosome; cytosolic small ribosomal subunit
Molecular function (GO): structural constituent of ribosome; RNA binding
Source: RefSeq, a predicted model, not a curated record
CGACCACGUUCGACAUCUCAACCACCCAACGCACCACCCCAAUUCCCCCUCCAUCCCUCCCAUCAAUACCGCAAAAAUGGCCGGCGGAGUUACCGUGCGCGACGUCGAUGCGCAGAAGUUCAUCACUGCCUAUGCUGCUUUCCUGAAGCGCCAGGGCAAGCUGCCCAUCCCUGGUUGGGUUGACACCGUCAAGACUGGUGUCGCCAAGGAGCUUCCUCCCCAGGACAUUGACUGGUUCUACGUCCGUGCCGCCUCCAUCGCCCGCCACGUCUACCUCCGCAAGACUGUCGGUGUUGGCCGCCUCCGCAAGGUCCACGGCACUGCCAUCAACCGUGGCUCUCGCCCCUCCAAGCACGUCGACGCCUCUGGCUCCGUCGACCGCAAGGUCAUGCAGUCCCUCGAGAAGAUUGGCGUUCUCGAGCAGGACGAGGAGAAGGGUGGCCGACGCAUCACCCAGGCCGGACAGCGUGAUUUGGACCGAAUUGCCCAGACCACCGCCGAGGCCGAGGAGGAGGAUGAGGAUGACGAGUAAAAGAAAAAUUUUAUGCAACCAAAAACUUGCAGGGUAGCAAUGGAUUUGGGGGCGUUGGGUCAUUAGAUUUUGUCAUGUAUGAAUGAGAUUCCCCCGACAAUGGGUCAGGUCAUUCGGUUUGCUCAAUUAGGACCCGUCCACCUGUCGUUUC